Messenger RNA from Salarias fasciatus (jewelled blenny), 1269 nucleotides. RefSeq names its product PC-esterase domain-containing protein 1A-like. The coding region runs from base 1 to 1269 and encodes 422 amino acids. The transcript is spliced from 9 exons. The record is from RefSeq and is a predicted model, not a curated record. NCBI's taxonomy places the organism in Eukaryota, Metazoa, Chordata, Actinopteri, Blenniiformes, Blenniidae.
AUGAGGAACUUUGUGAGUCACAAGCAGGCCUGCCAGCUGCUCCACAACAAAUUUGUGGUGGUGUUGGGAAGUUCUAAUCAGCGAGCAAUAUAUAAGGAUCUUGUUCUGCUGCUGCAAAAGGACAAGUUUCUCACCCUAAAACAACUACAAACCAAGGGGGAGAUGAACUUCGAGCAGGACUGCCUGGUGGAGGGAGGCUGUCAGAGCAAGCUGCACAAUGGGAUAUCGUACAGAGAAGUCAGGCAGUUUCAGUCUGACCACCACCUUGUGCGCUUCUACUUUCUGACGCGCAUCUACUCGCAGUAUAUGGAAAGUGUCCUGGAGGACUUCCGGCAGGGUUUGAAACCAGACGUGGUCGUCAUCAACUCCUGCCUUUGGGAUAUUUCAAGGUACUCCCGCAAUUGGACUGGUGAUUACAAGGAGAACCUUCACAGAUGCUUUGAGGAGCUUAAAACGAUUCUGCCGGAGGAAACGCUGGUCAUCUGGAACCUCACCAUGCCUUUAGGAGAGAAGAUCAAAGGAGGGUUCCUGGUGCCCGAGAUUCAGCACAUGGCUUCGCAACUGCGUUUUGAUGUGAUCGAAGCCAACUUCUUCAGCGGGACGCUGGCCGACGCGUAUAAUCUGGAUGUGGUGGACCUCCACUUCCAUUUCCGCUUCUCCCUGCACCGUCGGACCAACGACGGCGUGCACUGGGACAACGUGGCCCUCCGCAGGAUAACAUCCGUGCUGCUGCGGCACGCCGCAGACGCCUGGGGCGUGGCGCUGACGAGUCCACCGGAUGCUAGCGAGCACAGUGUGGCAGAGAUCAAGCUCUCGGCCAAUAUCAACAAAAAUGGUGCUCCAAAAUACCAAGAUCGGCGCCCAGCGAGGAUUCACUACAGCGACCACAGGGAGAUCCUCUUCCCUCAUUCCCAAGGUUAUGGCGACGUCCGGUGCCACCCAGGACCACGGCCUCACCCCCCCAUGUACCGACGUGUCCCCCUCCCUCCUCCACCACCCUCACUGAAUUACAGGUUUCCUUAUGGAAACAGGCCUGCUCGAAGUGCACCACAACCUUACUCCCCCAUGUACGGACGCAUCCCCCUCCCUCCACCACCCUCAUCAUCUUUCAGGUUUCCGUAUGAGAACAGGCCUGUUCGAGAUGACUUUGCCUCCAGGCCGCACGGGGACCUGGGGCCGUACAGGCAGUCCGUGUUGAGGAACCAGUGCACCACCAGGCAGCACUACGCCCCGUACCCCCUCGGCAGAUGUAACAGAUACAACUACUGA